AUGCAGUUAUCCAAGACAAAUUACACGAAUGGACGGUUCCAGCUCCAUAUGCAGGGUGAUGACAAUGUUGUGCUAUACAUUGUAUCUGUGCUAACUGAAAUCCUUUAUUGUGCUUAUUGGUAUAGUGGAACUGUGCAUCCUAAUUCCACCUCCCGGUUGACCUUCGAUGUAGCUGGCUACAUUUAUGUAGAAGAAGGGACCCCAAAAGUAUACAACCUUACACGAAAAGGCUCCGGUUUGAACCAAGAUUUCUAUCUCAUGGCUAGGAUUGAUUAUGAUGGAGUAUUCACGCAAUAUAGUCAUCCAAGAAACAACUGCACCACAAGUGUCAGAAGUUGCACUUCUUCCUGGUCUGUUGUUCACACAAUUCCACCGGACAUGUGCACAUUGGUGGGGUAUUUCGGCAGUGGGGCUCGUGGAUACAAUAGUUAUUGUGUCAUCAAUAAGGAUGGGAAGCCGCAUUGUUUGUGCCCGGAAGGGUACUCUAUGUUGGAUCCACUUGACCCGCAGAAAGGCUGCAAGCCCAAUUUUCAAUUUCCUAGCUGCCAACUAGAUGGAGGGGAACCAAAGAUUGACCUCAUAGAUUUCACAGAACAAAAUAACACAGACUGGUUCUUAUCAGAUUAUGACCUUCAGAUUGAAGCUGAGGUAGACAAAGAGACAUGUAAACAGUAUUGCCUCCGUGAUUGUUUCUGUGCAGCUGUGGUCUACAAUGGGAAUAAUUGUUGGAAGAAAAAGUUUCCUCUUUCCCAUGGAAGACAAUCCGUAAGUUUAGAUAGAACUACUCUUAUCAAGAAACAGCAGAAUUUGCAGCCUGUUUCAAGCAUGAAUGUGAGACGCUACGCAUACAAAGACCUUGAAAAGGCAACCGACAGCUUCAAGCAACAACUGGGCAAAGGUUCUUUUGGAACAGUUUACAAAGGUAUUUUAGGAUCAGAUCCUUGGAGGUAUGUAGCCGUGAAAAAAUUGGAAAAGAUGGUAACAGAAGGCAAGAAGGAAUUCAGAACAGAAGUAAGUGUGAUUGGCCAGACUCACCACAAGAAUUUAGUCUGUUUGCUUGGGUAUUGCGACGAGGGGGAGUACCGACUGUUACUAUAUGAGUACAUGAGCAAUGGCUCCUUAGCAAGCCUUCUCUUUGGGAUUUUCAAGCCAGAUUGGAACCAGAGACAAAAUAUUGCAUUCGAGGUUGCAAGAGGCUUCAUGUACUUACACGAGGAGUGUAGUACACAGGUCAUCCAUUGUGACAUUAAGCCACAAAAUAUUCUACUGGAUGAUUCAUUCACGGCGAGGAUUUCCGACUUCGGAUUGGCAAAGCUUCUGAUGAAUGAUCAGACUCGGACUGACAUAGGCAUUAGAGGAACCAAAGGGUAUGUUGCACCAGAGUGGUUCAGGAACAUUGCAAUUACAGCAAAAGUGGAUGUUUAUAGUUAUGGGGUCAUGUUACUAGAGAUCAUUUGUUGCAGGAGGAAACUUGAAAUGGAAAGGGAGAAUGAAGAGGAAGCAAUACUGUUUGAUUGGGCUUAUGACUGCAAUAAGGCUCAAAGAUUAGAUAAGCUGGUUGAUGAUGAAGAGGUAAGAAAUCACAUGAACAGGUUGGAGAAGCUAGUGAUGGUGGCAAUUUGGUGCAUCCAAGAUGAUCCAUCUUUGAGGACAUCCAUGAAGAAGGUAAUUCUGAUGUUUGAAGGUGUUGUCCAAGUUCCUGCUCCCCCUGUCCUUUCCGUUUCUCAUCAAUAUGGUGACAAUUGA
This is a messenger RNA of Ilex paraguariensis (yerba mate), 1746 nucleotides long. NCBI's taxonomy places the organism in Eukaryota, Viridiplantae, Streptophyta, Magnoliopsida, Aquifoliales, Aquifoliaceae. The record is from the annotation of a GenBank genome assembly.